Molecule: messenger RNA, 1664 nt
Organism: Bradysia coprophila
Lineage: Eukaryota; Metazoa; Arthropoda; Insecta; Diptera; Sciaridae
Source: RefSeq, a predicted model, not a curated record
UUGGCACAAAUUGAUUCACACGGCUGCAAUCCCUUCCAGUAUGCGUUUAUGUAUUUUCCCCGUAGUGAUGUCGAUGUUAUUAAAGACACUACCACAGCUUUCGAACUUUCGGAAGCUUUGAGGAGCCAGGAGACAUUUAACACCAGACUGAAUAAAUCAACCGACGAGAAGUAUCAAAAUUCAACGCUGAACUCUUACGUGCUCACAAUAUUGAAUAGCAAAACCGAUGAUGAACGGAACACUUUAAUCUAUCAGUACUACAGGCCCCCGGCUAUCUACGGCUAUAAAAUAUCAAGUAGACAUUUUGACGACUCCAUCGAGGGGAAGUGGAUGGCCAUGAUACAUUUAAAGUUUCCAAUAACGGAUUGGGCGGUGUUAACAACUAAGACCAUAUUCGAAAAUGUUAUUCACAUCAUCUUCAACGAAUGCAACAACCACGUAGUAUUGAAAUUUUACAAAUGGGCUGAAACGAAGAUCGCGAACGUGAAAACAUUCAACACGUUCGUUGCUGACACAUUUGUGAACUUUUUCUGGAAUUGUACGUCUGUGAGGCACGGUAAAAACAUAGUCAAUUUUGUACGGGACAAAAUCAAUUUAGAAGAGCUUAUGGCACAACGAGGCAUCAAAAUCUUCAACGAUAAGUUUGAUAACAAAAUCACUACGUAUCAUUCACUGUUCACGAAGAAAGAAUUUGAGAUUCUUUUGUUCCACACGCCUAAAGAAGUUGGUGAAGACAAUACGAAUCUGAUAACAAAAAUUUGUUCGUGUGCACAUGAGCAAAGUAUCUACCUAACCUUUGCUGCUGUUCCAUUGAAGGAAAUUAUUGAACAAGUUAAAAUUAGUGUGUAUUUGGUCCAUUCAUUGCUGUGGUUCCUGGUCGGUACAUUGGACGAGCAACGAAACGAAUCUGUAAUAAAAUUCAUCACCGAAUUUAUUGAUAAACAAGAAUGGGAGCUCGUUUCGAAUGCCCUAGGUAUUAUGACGUCUGAAGGAAGUUUCUUCCACUUGGCAUUUACAAAACGGAAUAUGUUUAUGGUAAAGCUGGUGUGGAAAAUGGCGAAAUCAUAUCUCAAUGAAGAACAGUUUCGGUGCCUAUUAUUGGAUCCGUACAACGUAUAUCCAAACUUAGUGGGGAACGUAAAAACAAACGAGUUCAUGGACCAACCACCAGGCAUACAGAACACCAAUUGCCAGACUGCUUGCUUUGAAUUUCAAUCAUUUAAGCCAGACGGUGCAGCAUUACCAGAAUUUGCGAUUUCACUUAACGACAACCAGAUCUACAUUGGUCGAUGUAAAAUUUUGAACAGUGACGGCUAUUUCUUAUGCAAGAUCACAUUACAUGAACCCGUUCCGGUUGAAGUCGUUGGAUUCAGUGGUAUGCAACCGUUGAACGACUCAUUGGAGAUAUUGAUCGGAAAAGGUAUUGCGUGGACAGAGCACACCAGUCAUGACAGGCAACUUUACUUUCAAUUUACACAGAAGUUAUUGAAGAGACAUAACAACAAUAUUCUACUUGUCGACGAGCCUUGUCCUGGACAACAUUAUUUGGCUUACGAUGAUGAUGCUGCUCGUCAAAGCGCGAUCUUAAAUGAUUUUUGUUACUUUCAAGGUCGCUCUCUUUAUUAGGCCAAUGUAAAGUGUAAUACACCUGUUAAAACGAUAUA